Heterobasidion irregulare TC 32-1 is the source of this 489-nucleotide messenger RNA. RefSeq lists its product as uncharacterized. Bases 1 to 489 code for a protein of 162 amino acids. Lineage: Eukaryota; Fungi; Basidiomycota; Agaricomycetes; Russulales; Bondarzewiaceae. The record is from RefSeq and is a predicted model, not a curated record. The transcript has 4 exons.
AUGUGUCCUGGCCCAGAAAGCGAUAAUAGGUCGAAGGCCAUCACCAUAGAUAGCCGUCGUAUCAUUGGGCUGUGGAGAGCCCAAUCUCUUCGAGCUGUGCUUUGCCUAACUUAUGUUGCGAAUUAUGUCCGCGCCCACGCCUCGGAGUAUGAAGUGAGCUUCCUCGUCACUGCGGUCGUCGCAGGCGGGGUGCUAGGAGUGCUACAUCUUGAUGGUCAGCCAUUGGUGAAGCAAAUCGAAUUCCUCCAUCGCGAAGAGGACGUAGAGCGUCUGCUCUGUGCUGCAGCCGACGCAGCAUCCCGGUCCUUCGAGUGGCACAAUGAUCAGUGGCUCAACAAUAACAUACUGAACGAGAUACUCCGUGUACGACAAGGCGCUCCAGCAGAAUAUCGUGAUGUGGCAGAUGCCGGGGGUCCUGAAGCACAUAGCAGCGCCAUGGAAGUGGCAGCUUCACAACAAGCUGACGAGGUUGAUAAGGAUCUACAAUAG